Bombyx mori (domestic silkworm) is the source of this 1174-nucleotide messenger RNA. RefSeq names its product adipokinetic hormone 3 (gene AKH3). Gene Ontology annotation, molecular function: hormone activity. The record is from RefSeq and is marked provisional. Lineage: Eukaryota; Metazoa; Arthropoda; Insecta; Lepidoptera; Bombycidae.
GAAAAUUUUUUUGGAAAGUUAUCAGAGAGCGAGUGAGUGGGGAGGCAUCUUCCGAAACAUUUACCGAAAUUGUCGCAAAAUUGUCCGGUUAACGAUAAUACGGGAAUAUUUUCCUCGAUACGAUCACCCGGAUCAAAAGGAUAUGUUUGAAACUUUUGUACGGGACGCGCAGACUUAAUCCUCGCUUAGUAUAAAACGUGUUGUGGAGCCGCCACCGCACAGUUCAAAGGAAACUUGAGGUGAACCGACACAUCGAGAUGAUCAUUCUGAAAUACAGGUAAGACACGAAAUCGUGUUUAAAUUGAUUUGAUUGUGAUAACACCCAAAUUAAUAUUGCAGAAUUCAAGUGAUUUUAUUAAAAUUUGUAAAAAUUUUUAUGAAGUUACUACGUACGUAUGCAGGAGCAAAACUUUUUAAUUGAGAUGAGAUGUAAUGUAGUCUCUCACAACGACUGAAGAAUAUACGGAAAUACCUUUUCUAAGUCUCUGCUAAACAUAAUUGUUUUUUACUCUAAUAAUUAUAAAUGUUGCUUUACUUGUAGUUCGUUUCCAAAUGAUUCUUGUCCACCUGAUGGUUGUCUGGAAGAGAUCGCUCUUAGCGAUAAGACCGCCAAUUGUAUUUUUUUGUGUUUAAUGUAUCGCACUGUUUAUUUGUUUUUUGGUGUACAAUAAAGAAUACUCUCUCUCUCUCUCCUCUCUCUCUCCUCUCUCUCUCUCUCUCUCUCUCUCUCUCUCUCUCUCUCUCUCUCUUUGCUAUUUUUUUUAAGAAAAGAAAAAAAAAACUAACAAAAGAGAAACUACUAAACACAAAUAAUCGAAAUCAUGAAGCGUCGGUGUCUCAAGCCGAAUUGCGAUUAAUAGGCGAACUCUGGUAUUUAUCACACGAUAUAGCAUAUGAAUGAUGAAAGUGAAGAUCUUCCGACCGUAUUUCAGUUCGUUUUUUGUGUGGGCGGCGUGCGCCCUGGCCGCGGUGGCUGCUCAAAUCACCUUCAGCAGGGAUUGGAGCGGCGGGAAACGAUCUGUAGCCGAAGCGCCGGUGGACUGUAGACAAUUCACGAGAUUCUGUCGCCAUUUCGUAGUAAGUAUGCAACCUCAUCAUUCGAUUUGCUCUAGCGGACCACGGACGCAGCUUGGCUCUCGGUAAGUAGCGGCUUGGCUUUGCCCCUGGCAUUGCU